AUGGCUCAAUCAAAAGCCAAGUCCACAAUUGUGGACUUCUUCACACAUCCUUUCCUUGUGGUGUUCAGUUUAGUCUAUAUGCUAUUCCAGAAUAUCCUCACCUGGAUUUUCUCUCCUGCUCCGCCGCCUCCAGCAUCAACUGCCAAUGGUCUUCCCAAGAAAAGAGUAGCUGUCAUUGGUGCUGGUUUGACUGGCGUAUCGUCCGCGGCGCACUGCAUUGGACAUGGAUUCGAUGUGCAACUAUUCGAAGCCCGUCCCAAGGAUAAAGGCCUCGGAGGAAUCUGGAGCGUUCAUAGUAUAAUGUACCGUUUCCACCCAUCGGUGAAAUACACCACCGCCUAUCCUUCUCAGCAGGAAAUUCGCGACCAGAUCAUUGACGUGUGGAAACGCUACGGCCUCCAGAAGCGUACCGCUUUCGACACUCCAGUUACGUCUGUCAAACAGACAAAGGACGGUAAAUGGAUCAUCAACGACAACGAGGAAGAGUAUGGUCGCUUCGAUGGCGUGAUCGCGUCUGUUGGCGUUUGCGGCGAUCCAAAGAUGCCUCCUCUUCCAGAUCAAGGCCGCUUCAAAGGCAAGAUUUUCCACUCUUCUGAGCUCGAUGGGAAAGACGUCGAGGGCAAGAAGGUGCUCAUCAUUGGCGGAGGCGCCAGUGCCAUCGAAGCGUUGGAAUUUGCCGUCAAGUCUAAGGCGCGUGCGAUUGACGUGCUGUCACGGUCUGAUAAGUGGAUCAUCCCGCGCAAUGUAUUCGUCCAAUCGCUGCUAGCCAUGAAUAUCUUUGGACAGGAAACAUUUUUGUCAUGGAUUCCGGAGUGGUUGCUACACAAGCUUUUCUAUCGCGAUCUCCAGGACAUUGCCCCGUCAAGCGGUCUGUACACCGAAACUCCCAUGGCCAACUCGGAGCUCUUUGACCAAAUCCGCCAGGGUAAAGCACGCUGGCUACGCGGAGACAUUGUCUCUCUCACAGAGGACGGUGUCAUGUUCAAUCAUCGCUCACAUGGAGUCCCCAAGGGUGGCCCCGGACAUGAAUCGGUUGUUCCUGGAGAUGUGAUCAUCAUGGCAACGGGCUUCAAGCGUCCAUCGCUGAACUUCCUGCCAAACGAUUGUUUCGAAGACCCAUACGGUCCACCCAGCUGGUAUCUCCAGGUCUUCCCGCCCAAGUACACGAGCAUCUGCGCCAACAACAGCACCUACAUCAAUGCCAUCGGCACUGUGGGAAACAUGCACAUUGGUAUAUACACACGCUUCCUAUUGAUGUUCCUGGUUGAUCCUCUAUCGCGGCCGACGGAAGGUAGGAUGAAGACAUGGAUCGACUUUACGCGCUUUAUGAAACGGCUGGCUCCGACAGGCGCGUUUGACUUCUUCACUUACGCCGAAUUGAUCUACUGGUACAUCUUCGUAAUUCUUGUCAACCCGUUUCGCUGGAAGUGGGCGCCAUUCGUGCUCUUUGGCAUUGGCCGUACGCUUCCGCUGGAGGUAGUCAGGCAAGAAGAAUCGUUCCGACAACAAUUGAGGAAACAGCAUUAG
Molecule: messenger RNA, 1527 nt
Organism: Aspergillus fumigatus Af293
Lineage: Eukaryota; Fungi; Ascomycota; Eurotiomycetes; Eurotiales; Aspergillaceae
Source: RefSeq, a predicted model, not a curated record